This is a messenger RNA of Umbelopsis ramanniana AG, 540 nucleotides long. RefSeq lists its product as uncharacterized. The transcript has a single exon. The annotation marks the transcript as partial. NCBI's taxonomy places the organism in Eukaryota, Fungi, Mucoromycota, Umbelopsidomycetes, Umbelopsidales, Umbelopsidaceae. Gene Ontology annotation, molecular function: protein binding. The record is from RefSeq and is a predicted model, not a curated record.
AUGAAUUCAAAACUAUCAACGGGAAACCCACCACUUGUUGAGGCUAUAGAGCGUGGGCAAAUACAAAUUGUUCGCCUGUUGAUUGCUAAUAACGCAGAUUUGGAGAUAGUCAAUGAAGAUGGAUGCACUCCUCUACUCAUCGCUGCCGAAAACUAUCGGCUUGAUAUAAUUUCCCUACUUAUAGAAAAAAGCGUUAAUAAGGAAGUCAGUGACAAGAAUUCAAUGACUGCAUUACAUUGGGCAGCAAAACACGGCGACGCGGACUUCGUGGAUUUGUUAUUGAGCAACACCACGAAUACAGAGAAAAAAAACCGUGAUGGUAAAACAGCCCUUUAUAUAUCCACUGAACUCAAUCAUCGAAAUGCGGUAAUGGCGCUAGUUCGCCACGGGGUUUGUGUCAACUGCAAAGACCAAGAUGGAAUUACAGCAGUUCAUAAGGCCACUUUGUUGGGCCAUGCUGAAAUAGUCUCUAUUUUAAUGGACGCUGGUGCCACAGUAGACGGUAAAGACGACCAUAUAGCAGCCCUACUCGACAUAGCC